CAUCUGUCAUAUUCAUACAUUACAAAAAGCUUAAAUAAAUAAUACUAGUUAAGUAAAUGUUUUGAAAUUGAAACAAAUUAGUUUUAAUGAUGGAAGAUUACGAUAGUGAUGCGGUUAUUAAUGCCAUAGAGGCGAUGCAUUCCUGUCGCUGCUGCCUGCGGCACCCUCCAGACAAGGGCUUGAAGACUUUGUAUACUCAUGUUGGAAAAACUGAGAUAUAUUUUGAUAUGAUUGAAGAAUGCUUUAAUAUACGUGUUGCCAUGAGCAGUGACGACGAGUGUGGUAUCUGCGAGGUGUGCGUGGGGCGGCUGCGGGACGCGAGCGAGUUCAAGCUGCAAGUGCAGCGCAGCCAGGCCGAGCUGCAGCGGUUGCAGUUCAUUCAUUUUUUGGAUGAGAAACCCGCGAUCAAGUCUGAGGCUGUGGAGGGAAGUGCCACAAAUGAUGAUUUUACACUACGCGAAGUGCACCCGGUCAAGUUGGAGGCGAAGAUGUCGGAGGGUGAAACAAUCAACAACGAAGAAUUGGUACAAGCACUGCCAUUAGCCGUCCCACCACCAGCUCCAGCGCGGACGAGGAACGAUUCCAACCACGCCUUAGUACAACAAGUUCAGACGCUGGCCGGCUCAGAGUCAGCAGGCACUCUCACGGAAUCUUCUGCGUCCGCCAUUGCAAGGAAACAAAUUGCGAAGCUGGCCCACCUUCCCCCCGCACCACCCUUGGACGCUCAACCAGGACAGCCUGCACCUCGCAACAGGGGACCCCCCAAACCUGUCUCCUGCGAUAUAUGCAAAAGACAAUUCCAGUUUAAACAUCUCCUAGUCAAACACAUGCCUAGGCAUACUGGAGUAAAGCCUUACGCAUGUGAAGUAUGCAACAAAAAGUACUCACUGAAGUCCGUCCUAAAGAACCACCUAAAAACUCACACAGACAACAAGUUCUCCUGCGACGUAUGCCAAAAGGAAUUCAGUUAUGGAUAUAACUUAAAAUCCCAUAUGCGUGUGCACACAGGUGUCAAACCGUUUCCGUGCGAAGUUUGCAAUAGAGAGUUUUCUAAAAAGCUUUCUUUAAAAAGUCAUUUAACCAGUUCUGGUCAUUUACUUCCAAUUUCUUGCAAAAUUUGCAAAAAACGGUUCGCUCAUGAAAGUGAAUUAAAUGAGCACAUUACUAGUUUGCAUGGAAUUAAAGAAACAAACCCACUUCAGCCAAAAAAACGACACAUUAUAAAACAACAUACUGAGUUUCUAGACGAUCUUCAAACAAAUAAUCCGCAUACAAAGGAACAAGAAGAACAAACAAGAAAUAAAACAAAUCUCACAGGCCAAUUAUUCUGCUGUGAAAUAUGUGGAAAGCAAUAUAGACUUAAGAAACUAUUCGAUGCCCACAUGAACAGACACACGGGAGUGAAGCUCGAGUACUGUACUUUAUGUGACAAACGCUUUGCAGAAAAAAGUACUUUGAAAAGUCACAUGCUAUUACAUACCGGGGAAAAACCUUAUCCCUGCGCUAUAUGUCAGAAACGAUUCCGGCAGAGCUCAGCUUUACAAUACCACAUGUUAAUACACAAAGGCGUCAAACCUUAUUCCUGCGAAGUGUGUAAUAAAGAUUUCAGACAUAAAUCUGCUUUGAAAGUUCAUAGCAAACGGCACACGGGACAGAAAGCACACGGUUGCGAUAUAUGUAAAAAGGAGUUUAUAGUACUAGCUGCAUUAAAAGAGCAUCAACGUAUUCACACUGGAGAGCAGCCUUACGUGUGUAAAGUUUGUCAGAAGCAAUUCCGGUUAGCCAGCCACGUCCGGAGACAUCUCAAACGCGUCCACAACGAGGCGGUCUCCAAUUAUAUUGUCAUAAAGAAGUGAUAUUCAUUCCAAUUAUAAUAAGAUUCACCGGUG
Messenger RNA from Cydia amplana, 1889 nucleotides. Its product is annotated as zinc finger protein ZFP2-like. The transcript is spliced from 5 exons. The record is from RefSeq and is a predicted model, not a curated record. NCBI's taxonomy places the organism in Eukaryota, Metazoa, Arthropoda, Insecta, Lepidoptera, Tortricidae. Gene Ontology annotation, molecular function: RNA polymerase II cis-regulatory region sequence-specific DNA binding; DNA-binding transcription activator activity, RNA polymerase II-specific; zinc ion binding. Gene Ontology annotation, cellular component: nucleus. The coding region runs from base 87 to 1856 and encodes 589 amino acids. Gene Ontology annotation, biological process: regulation of transcription by RNA polymerase II.